This is a messenger RNA of Chiroxiphia lanceolata (lance-tailed manakin), 4594 nucleotides long. RefSeq names its product chloride voltage-gated channel 1 (gene CLCN1). Gene Ontology annotation, molecular function: voltage-gated chloride channel activity. NCBI's taxonomy places the organism in Eukaryota, Metazoa, Chordata, Aves, Passeriformes, Pipridae. Gene Ontology annotation, cellular component: membrane. The transcript has 23 exons. Gene Ontology annotation, biological process: chloride transport; transmembrane transport. Bases 185 to 3262 code for a protein of 1025 amino acids. The record is from RefSeq and is a predicted model, not a curated record.
GAGAGGCACAAGGAGGAGGAGGGCUGGGGGUGCAGAGAGAAAGAGAGUGCAAGAACAGGACAAGUCAGAGUGGUCUGAGGAGAGAAAAAAAGAAGGAAGGAGCAGCAGAAAAUGCGGAGGCCUUGCUCUCUGCCAGAAGACGAGGUGGUUCUAGGUAAGGCCCAGAGCAGCAACUCCGUUAAGGAUGAGCGUGAGGAAGAGUAGAGGCAUGGAGAGCUCAGAGACCAUGACGCAGGAACCCGAAUCGAAGCCAGCUUUGUGGGGGGGCACACCGCAAUACGACUAUGUCUGCUUUGAGAAAUGCACCCGUUAUGGGGUACCCCUGGAGGCAGGACGCGAGGCCGGGGGCACAGGGGACGACCCGCGCUACCUGGAGAACUCCCUCAGCUACCCACAGCUUUAUGGCAAAUACACAGAUCAGAUAACUGACAUUUCAGAGAAGGAAGCAGCAAAACUAUUGAAGAAACAGGUCGAAAAGAACAAUGGAAGACCCCUGAAACGUGACAGUCAAGUACAGAUCAAAGAAGAACACUAUUCCAAAUGUCAAGACUGUGCUAAACGCAUGCAGAAAUAUAUUACCAAGAAGCUUGGAGAGGACUGGAUUUUUUUGGUUCUGCUGGGUCUGGUCAUGGCGUUGGUGAGCUGGGGAAUGGAUUAUGCCAGCGCGAAGAGCCUAGAGGCCUACAAGUGGAUGUACAGAAAGCUGCACCCGAAUGUUCCUAUGCAGUAUGUGGUGUGGGUUGCAUACCCACUUGCUCUUAUUCUGUUUGCGGCCAUUGUCUGCCACCUCGUUUCUCCACAGGCUGUUGGGUCUGGGAUCCCAGAGCUCAAGACCAUUAUGAGGGGAGUGGUCCUCAAGGAAUAUCUCACUCUCAAAGCUUUUGUGGCCAAAGUUGUGAGCCUUACAGCUGGUCUUGGAAGUGGCAUGCCUGUGGGGAAAGAGGGUCCUUUUGUUCAUAUUGCCAGCAUCUGUGCUGCAGUACUCAGCAAGUUCAUGUCAAUCUUCUGUGGUGUGUAUGAGCAGCCAUAUUAUUACACAGAUGUCCUGACUGUGGGGUGUGCUGUGGGCGUUGGCUGCUGCUUUGGGACACCACUUGGAGGGGUACUUUUCAGCAUUGAGGUCACUUCCACUUACUUUGCUGUGCGCAAUUAUUGGAGAGGUUUCUUUGCAGCUACCUUUAGUGCCUUCAUUUUCCGAGUUCUUGCAGUUUGGAACAAGGAUGCAGAUACCAUCACAGCCCUGUUCAGAACAAACUUCCGUAUGGAUUUCCCCUUUGAUCUGCAAGAGCUGCCAGCAUUUGCUAUAAUAGGCAUAUGUUCUGGGUUCCUUGGAGCGUUUUUUGUUUAUCUCAAUCGCCAAGUGGUCCUGUGCGUCCGGCGUCACAAGGCUCUGAGCCAGUUUCUCACCAAAUACCGACUCAUAUACCCUGGGGUUAUAACCUUCCUUAUAGCAACUGCGACAUUUCCUCCUGGAUUUGGGCAGUUCAUGGCAGGAGAGUUGAUGCCACGGGAAGCCAUCAGCACUCUCUUUGAUAACUAUACCUGGAUAAAACACACUGGGGACACUCAGAUCCUAGGGAAAUCUGCUGCCUGGAUCCAUCCUAAAGUCAGCAUCUUCAUCAUCAUCCUGCUCUUCUUCCUCGUGAAGUUCUGCAUGUCUGCUGUUUUUACUACGAUGCCAAUCCCCUGUGGAGGUUUUAUGCCUGUUUUCGUAUUAGGUGCUGCAUUUGGACGUCUUAUUGGGGAAAUCAUGGCAGCACUUUUUCCCAACGGGAUCCUCUUUGAUGAUAUUGUUUAUCAAAUCUUACCUGGAGGUUAUGCUGUCAUUGUCUUCUCUCCUUGUUCCUUUUCCACCCUACCUGGGAAAGGUGCAGCAGCUUUGACAGGAGCCGUGAGCCACACUGUCUCCACCGCUGUGAUCUGCUUCGAGCUGACAGGUCAGAUCUCUCACAUCCUCCCUAUGAUGGUGGCUGUCAUUCUUGCCAACAUGGUGGCCCAGAGUUUGCAGCCCAGCCUCUAUGACAGCAUCAUCCAGGUGAAGAAGCUUCCCUACCUGCCAGACCUGGGCUGGAAUCACAUAAGCAAAUACAAUAUCUUUGUGGAGGAUAUUAUGGUCCAAGAUGUGAAAUUUGUCUCCUCCAACUGUAAAUACCGAGACUUGCAAACUGUACUCCAAAGCACCACAGUGAAGACUUUGCCUUUGGUGGACUCACCAGAAACCAUGAUCCUUCUGGGGUCUGUAGAGCGAUCGGAACUGCAAGCUCUCCUCCAGAGACAUAUAAGCCCAGAACGACGACAGCUCCUCAACAGAGAAAUGCAGCAGAAGCUGUCUGAGGCACCUUACGAUGGACACAGCCAGGGACCGUGGGCAAACCUGCCAAAGCUGAAGCAUGACUCUUUUGCUUAUGUUGAUGAGGAUGAGGAUACAGAUGAGAAGGGAGAGCUGACUCAGCCCCCAAGUCCCACUCCCAGUUACCCAGAGGAGCCAAAUGGCCUGACAAGUCCUCUUAAACAAAUGACUGAAACUUUGGAGCCCCAGCAACACUCAGGCAAUUCCAGGCACUUGAGGCAACUGAUCCAGCAGCUUUUGUGCCAUUGCAGCCGUCCACUUGAAACAGAGAGCACUGCCCAGGAGCCGGCGGAAGUUGUUGAGACAAUGACACCAGAAGAGAUAGAUGCUUGGGAACAGGAGGAGCUGAACAAGAACGUGUGCUUUGACAGCUGCCGCAUAGACCCCUGCCCUUUCCAACUGGUGGAGAGAACUUCCCUGCACAAGACGCAUACAUUGUUCUCAUUACUGGGCCUCAGCCAUGCCUAUGUAACCAGUAUGGGGAAGCUGAGGGGAGUGUUGGCUUUGGAAGAGCUCCAGAAGGCAAUAGAAGGUUCCACGCGCUCCGGGGUUCGUCUCCGCCCACCCCUCGCCAGUUUCCGAAAUACCAACCGGACUUCCACCAAAACUGAGAAGGUCAGUCAGGCCACUCAGGCGUGGAGCCGGGAGGACAAUGGCAUGGUGGCAGCACAGCAAGCACCGCCCUUGGGCACAGAGAGCCCACUGCCUCCCUGCCCGGACUCCCCGCAGCCCUCACACUCACAUGACGAGGGGGAAGUCCCGUGCUCCAGUUAUGCCACUGAUACUGAGUUGGAAGAGAUGGAGCUUACAGGGCCAGUUGCUGAAAACAUCUCAGACAUCCUCAAGGACAUAAGCCUACGCACCACUGACCUGGAUGAAGAUGAAGAUGAGGAUGAGGAUGUCCGCUUAUAACUGGUGUGAGGGUAGUAGUCCAUCACACUCUUCAGUGAGCCAGUCUUCUUGUGUUUGCUCCUCAAAGAGAAGCUUUUGGAUGUUCUUUGCAAUCCCCACAGACGUAUGAUUCAGCUGAGAGGAGGGGCAUCAGACCAACCCUUUCUUCUGCUGCAUUGUCUCUGUACAAAGACUGUUGGGCUGUCGGACUAUACGGGUGUGUGCAAGCAUCGGAUGUGGACUGGAAGGUGCCAAAGUACAGCUCAUAAUGCUUAGGCUUCUGCCAUGUCUACAUAACGCAGCAGAAGGGGUUGUAACAGGAUAUGAAUACUGCUGGACACGGUCAGGAUGCUCUGGGUCAAUCUGCCAUGUGGAAAGUGGAAGAAGAGCAGUUCUUCUCAUUUACCAUUGGUGUCAUCCUUCCAGUCACACCUGGCCUGCACGCACCAGUGUAACACAGCCAGGCCCCCACCCUAGAAGCAUAUUGCUGCUUCUGACUGCAAUCCUGUUGCUGCAGCUCCUUUUCACUAGCUCUUAUCUUGCAUCCCCCCCAAACAUUCCCAUGUAGAACAUUUUUAUUCUUUCUCAAUAUUUACUCUGGGAUUUUCCUGGAUGGGGGUGCAGUUAGGAGCUUCUCCUCUGUCCUUUAGCUGAGCCACGCCCUAAAAACAGAUAGAAGGAAAAUAAUUGGUAUAUGUCUCAUGUCUUGAAUCCAGCCAGGGCUUUAGAAAAAACUGGAAGGGAGAAAAGCCUCUUUGUUUUCCCCUAAUCUCUGGAAUUUUUAAACAGAAUGUGAAAAUUUCAAGCAGGGGCAUUCUCAGUGUUGGGGGAAGAGGAGUAAAGCAGCAUAUAUGUACCUAUAUUUCAAAUACCUGUGUUUGUCUCUCUGAAUCACUGUUCACAAUUUUUCCACAGUUAUAGUCUUAAAAUACAAGAACUCAAAAAAAAGAAAAAUAUGGAGUGUUUGCAGGCUGCCAAGAAAUAUAGCAGAGGGAAGCCACAUUUUCUACACUUUGAAAACAGGUUUCUUUCUGAAAACUCCUGCUUUCUUUCCUGCUAAUUCUGCACUGCCUACUUUCCAUAUAUUUCUGCAUACCUCAUAUCUGAGAAUUCCAGCUCUCACUUUUGCCAGCUUCUCUCCGUUGUGACUAACAGCAGAGAUCUCAACCCUUGUCUACAGCAUCCCUCUCUAUUCCAGUUCUAAAUCUGGAGCAGAUCUUGAUCUGCAUCUUGCAAAAAGAUGUCUUGUCAGUUCGUGUCAUGCAUGCAAAAUCUUAGCAUCCAAAGAUAAGAUGCUGGUUUGUUUAACUCACCGCUCUUGUGAGGUUUUCUCAGUAAAUAGGCAAAAUCAAA